GCGUUACUCGUGCAUUGACUACAUUUUCAUCCAACAAGAGGGACUCACACAUCUACAAAAAGCCGACAUUAGACCGACCCCGUGGGCGGACCACAGCGAAACCUCCAUACACCUAGACUCCCCCAUUUUCAAGCCCACCAGAACGUCAUGGAGAAUGAAUGAAUCGCUUCUCCUGGACGUGGUAAUCCAAUCGCAACUGACCGUACAUCUGAACCAAUACUUCGAAAGAGAACGCAACUGCUGA
Pelobates cultripes (western spadefoot toad) is the source of this 244-nucleotide messenger RNA. Lineage: Eukaryota; Metazoa; Chordata; Amphibia; Anura; Pelobatidae. The record is from the annotation of a GenBank genome assembly.